Pseudopodoces humilis (Tibetan ground-tit) is the source of this 2107-nucleotide messenger RNA. RefSeq names its product endothelin receptor type B-like. Gene Ontology annotation, cellular component: plasma membrane. Gene Ontology annotation, biological process: endothelin receptor signaling pathway; developmental pigmentation; regulation of blood pressure. The record is from RefSeq and is a predicted model, not a curated record. Lineage: Eukaryota; Metazoa; Chordata; Aves; Passeriformes; Paridae. Gene Ontology annotation, molecular function: endothelin receptor activity.
UGCACCCAGAGCGCUGCAGCUCCCCCAGGACAUGCCCAGCAUCCCGGGAAAGGAGCCGUGAGGGGGAACAAACAGCUCCCAAAUUCCCAAGGAGCACCCAAAUCCCACGGUCAGCGGGAAGAUCCCAGCAAGACCCCGAGGACAUUCCACAAGCAUCAUGAGGCCUCCUGCCCCGGGCUUCGCUGCGCGCUCCUCGUCAGGAUCCAUCCCGGCUCCCACCGCUCUGGCCAUCCUCCUGAGCUGCCUCUUCUCCGGGAUACACAGCCAGACCCCAGGAGCCUUCCAGGAGAGCUCUGUGCCCCUGGAGGCGCUCAGCCAGGACCAGCACAGCCUGCUCCAGCCCGGGCUGCUCCGGGCCGCGCCCUCCAACCUCUCUGCGGGCCCCUCAGAGCCGCCGCUGCUGCCCGUGUGCGCCAGGCCCGCCGACAUCCGCCACGUCUUCAAGUACAUCAACACCGUCGUGUCCUGCAGCAUCUUCGUGGUGGGCAUCAUCGGCAACUCCACGCUGCUGCGCAUCAUCUACAAGAACAAGUGCAUGAGGAACGGGCCCAACGUGCUCAUCGCCAGCCUGGCCCUGGGCGACCUGCUCUACAUCCUCAUCGCACUGCCCAUCAACGUCUACAAGCUCCUGGCCAAGGACUGGCCCUUCGGAGUGCAGGUCUGCAAGCUGGUGCCCUUCAUCCAGAAAGCCUCGGUGGGCAUCACGGUGCUCAGCCUCUGCGCCCUCAGCAUCGACAGGUACCGAGCAGUGGCGUCCUGGAGCCGGAUCCAGGGCAUUGGGAUUCCCAUGUGGAAGGCCGUGGAGGUGCUGCUGAUCUGGGCCGUGGCCAUCGUGCUGGCAGUGCCCGAGGCCAUCGCCUUCGACAUGGUGGAGCUGAGCUACUGGGAGCAGCACCUGUGGGUGUGCAUGCUGGCCUCGGAGCAGAAAUCCCGCUUCAUGAGGUUCUACCGGGAUGUGAAGGACUGGUGGCUUUUUGGCUUCUAUUUCUGCCUGCCCUUGGUGUGCACGGGCGUCUUCUACACCCUCAUGUCCUGCGAGAUGCUGAGCAAGAGGAACGGGAUGAGGAUCGCUCUGAAUGACCACAUGAAACGGCGCCGGGAGGUGGCCAAGACCGUCUUCUGCCUGGUGGUGAUCUUCGCGCUCUGCUGGCUGCCCCUGCACCUCAGCCGCAUCCUCAAGAAGACCAUCUACGACCAGACAGACCCCAACCGCUGUGAGCUGCUCAGUUUCCUCCUGGUGAUGGAUUAUUUCGGGAUCAACAUGGCCUCCCUCAACUCCUGCAUCAACCCCGUGGCUCUGUACUUUGUCAGCCGGAAAUUCAAGAACUGCUUCCAGUCCUGCCUGUGCUGCUGGUGCCAGAGGCCGGCCCUGAGCAUCACCCCCACGGAUGAGAAGGGAUCUGUUGGGAAGUGGAAAGCCACGGGCCAGGAGCUGGGGCUGGACCGGAGCAGCUCCCGCCUGAGCAACAAGUACAGCUCUUCCUAAAUCCCUGCCACCAUCAAGGACAAGGCACAAGGACAGCGGGGCCCCUCCGAUCCUCUCCCAGGCUCUUCCUGGCUGGGCCUGAAUCAGCUUUGCCUCCAUGUCCUACCCCAGCUGGAAGGAGCUGGAGCAGCUCCAAACCCAGCCCCUGACCCCAGCGCUGCAGGACAGGGAAGGGCAUUCACAUCCUCACGGGAUCUUUCACUUCCUCGCAGGAAAAACAAGGGACCUCUGGCCAUUUCGGAACGUGGGGCGUGGGGAAAAGCGUGCGGGAAGGGAAGGAAGGUUGGGGUGGUCACUCUGAGAUGGAUGUGGGGUGAGGAGGAGAGGGAGAGCGACAAUUCCCAGCUGGAAAAGCCAACCAAAGCUUGGAUAAAUCCCUGUGAGGGACAGAGAUGUCCUGGUGGUCACGUGGAGGUGGGAAAGGCAGUGGAGAAGGUCCAAUCUCAGCUGGAAGAGCCACUGGAACCGUCUCAAAUAUGGGAAAGGGCUCUCUCCAAUUUAUUAUUGGCAAUAAUCCAUCCUCACAUUUACAUGCCAAUAAUUCAUCCCUAAAAAAAAAGUGAUUUUCCAGCAAUUUUCAAGGCCAGGUUGGACAGGGCUUGGAGCACCCUGGGACAGUGG